Hypoxylon fragiforme is the source of this 1411-nucleotide messenger RNA. Its product is annotated as t-SNARE. Gene Ontology annotation, biological process: vesicle fusion; intracellular protein transport; exocytosis. NCBI's taxonomy places the organism in Eukaryota, Fungi, Ascomycota, Sordariomycetes, Xylariales, Hypoxylaceae. The coding region runs from base 299 to 1234 and encodes 311 amino acids. Gene Ontology annotation, molecular function: SNAP receptor activity; SNARE binding. The transcript is spliced from 4 exons. Gene Ontology annotation, cellular component: plasma membrane; SNARE complex; endomembrane system. The record is from RefSeq and is a predicted model, not a curated record.
CCCUCCCCCCCAGAAAGGAACAUACUACCUUCACUAACAGCACUAACAGCACUAACAGCAACUGCAAAAGAUCAGACCAAAGCAGGCAAAACAAGCUUGAGGUAGCUGAAAAUUAACUGAUUUGUUUCCCUCUCUCCAAUUCUCAUUCUUUUCUUCACAUCACUUUAUCAUCCAACUGGGCAUUGUAUUCGGCCUAUCAAGCCGUCUCCCGCCCCGACAUUUUACACCGAGACCAUAAAUCUAUUACGAUUUUGGAUUUCGGCACGGUUGAGAGGGUCAAAGCUGUAAAUUCAUCGUCAUGUCUUACGGCCAGUAUCAAAACAAUCCAUACCAACAAGGCCCAUCGGCUGAGGGUGGUUAUGGUAACCAUUAUGACAAUGGACAGGAUCAUGAGCUACAGAACUACCCCCCACAGCCUGUUUCGGACACUCUGUCGCAACAAGAUUUUCUCGGUCGCAUUCAAUUUCUACGAAAUGAGAUUGGUACAUUGACGAACAAUGUCCGAGCCAUCGCAUCUCUUCAUCAGCGCGCCCUAGCUGAGGCCGACGGCGGUGCAGCAUCCCAACAGCUUGAAGGUGUUGUUGCUGACACUCAAACAUUGAACGCUGGUAUCCGCGAUCAACUCAAGUUUCUGGCAAAUGAUGCGAACAGAACAACCGACGCCGGCCGCAACGUGAAGGAACGUCAAGUCAACACCAUCAAGUCCGAGUUUGAGCGUGAGCUACACGCUUAUCAACAGGAAGAAGCUUCCUUCAGUCAGCGGUAUCGCGACCAAAUCGCCCGACAGUAUCGUAUUGUCAACCCCGAAGCUACCGAAUCUGAGGUUCAACAAGCGACCGAAGCCGAUUGGGGAAAUGAAGGUGUUUUCCAGACUGCACUCCGGACGAACCGCACUGGCCAAGCCUCUUCGGUUCUUGGCGCUGUUCGCGCACGACACAACGAAUUGCAGCGCAUCGAGCGCACACUUAUAGAAUUAGCAGCAAUGUUCCAAGAUCUUGCUAUACUGGUAGAACAGCAAGAGCCUAUGGUCCAGGCAGCAGAGCAAAAUGCUGAGAACACGACCAAGUAUAUUGAUGAGGGUAACACGCACGUGCAGAAAGGAAUUAACCACGCUCGCAACCGCCGCAAGUGGAAGUGGUGGUGCCUUCUCAUCGUCAUCCUCAUCAUUGCCAUUGCUGUCGGUGUCGGUGUUGGUGUUGCGGCUUCUAACGGAGCCUUCAACAAGAGCCAAUAAAUUCGGACUCGAAAUAUUCAUGUGUGGUUAUAUUUUGUUUGUCAGUUGACGUCUUUACUGGCCUUAUAACCGAGACGACAUCCACCCUUUAAACACUCGAAACUUGGAACUCGGAACAGGAGGGGGGGUAAAAAGUUAAUAGAUCAUGCGGAGGCGGAUCUUGGUAGAUGAUAUGAG